GGUGGUGGCAGGGUGGAGAGUGCGGCUCGCUUCCUUCAUCCCGAUCAAUGACACUGGUGCGUGUUAAGCGUUAAAAAGGUGUAAUCAUGUGCUUCGAGGUUUAACUUUGGACGGAAAACUCGGUAAAACUGAAAAACAAUAGCUGGCAAAACAGAUGAAAACAAUACAAUUAGACCCCCGAGUGAGCAAAUACUACACCUCUAGUUCUUUAGGUGAUAUCAGAAAACCGUAUAGAUUUCAAUGUUGCUAUUUGUGUACGCUGUUCAGUUACAUUGAUAUUGGACAAUGAAACGAAGAUAACCAAAAAGCUAAGCAAAUCUCACAUGCAAUGUAAUUACAAUAAGCGUAAUAUAAAAUAAAUAACUAUUAUUGGUAAAAGAUUCGAAUAAGCGUUCAUACACUAAAGAGUGUACUUAUUGCUAAAACUAUGACACAAGAGCAAUAACGCCUUUAACUAAUUCCAGUACAGCGUUCUCAAAAUAUAAAAAAGUGGGGAAAUAUAUUAAAAAAAACUAAAGCUCUUAAGGAAGAACUGUCAUUUGGAUAUAGCCUGGUUCUCCAACCACCUGACAAGGGUAGCUUCAAGAGCCGAGCCAAGACAGCUACUGUGCUGGUGCGUGCUGGCAUACAAUGGCAUACCCCUGCAUGGUGUUUGGCGUGUAAUUAAACGUGUGUAUGUGUGACUGAGAGAGUCAGCGGUGCAGAACUCCCGGUGAUUUACCAGAUGGGAGACGAGGCCAUUCCCUGUAACAACGUCAGCGAGCCGUGUUCAGAUGUUCAAGGUUAGCUGUUCAUGGUGAACAUUGUCACUUAAAGGUGUUCCUCUCUACCCGGGGUGGUUGCUUCGGAGGUGAGAACUCCACCAGUAGUGAACAGGUGGUUGGAAAUGCAGGUAAAGUGUUAAAGGUUCUCUUUAUUGAGUGAAACAACAACUCAAAUUUUAACUAGUAAAAGAGCUGAAAAGCGAGGUAAACUUUUUGGGACGUAGUGGAAAAAAAAGUAAUAAUUUUACUUUAAUAAAACGGUAAAACGUUAAAGUUUUACUUUGACGUUUUAAAACGAUUUAAACGUUAAAACUUAAAGUUAAAACGAUUUCGACUCGUGAAUCUAGCAGAAGCAAAAGCGUGUUUAUCCCGUUAAUAAGUGUGGUACAAGGAGUAAAUGUUCUCUCAUUUGGUGCAGCUGAGGUUAAACGUUUCAUUCUCGGAAACAUUUGUAAAUCUAACAACAGAUGAGCAUAGUGGCCUGUGAGCGGUGAUGAUUCUCUUUGCCCGGAAAAUGACGAGACGCGUUCUUAAGUGAACACAAAUGAAGUUUAAAUCCACCUUGAGACGUUAUCCGUGGCGUCGCAAGAAACAACCGGUCACCCCUGACCCAGACCCUACCGAGAGCCCAGCAGGUCACCUGAUAACAUCACCGGCGCGAGGCUACGACCCUACGCAACCCCUCACCCGGAAAGUUGACCCCGCUGCCUACAACGAAUUGGUGACCCCGAAGGACCCAGCUUUAGGAUUGGGCACGCCUGAUAAAAGCCAGAUUCUGGUGACCCUGAAGGACUCUGAUUUGGGGCUAAGAACUCCAGACAAAAACAAGGUCACGCUGACCCCAAGGGCCGCAACCCCGGGACUAGCCAGACCCGAGGACACUCACAUUGUGUAUACUGGUCGGCCCGUUGUCGUGUUGUGUCCCGCGAGCGAUGAAGAAAGCGACGACGACGAGUUCGGAGAGGUACGACAGGUGCCCAUCAACCUCUACUACGAUGCCUUUGGGAAUGCUAUUGACGACGAAGCAUGGGUUGGGGCAGGUGGGAGGAGGAGAAGCGGCGGUCCACCGCCCUCUGGGAGUGGGCCAGGGCCCUAUUAUCUCAGCUAUGGUCUGAAACAUGGCCCCGAUUGUCCGGAGUGCCUGGGAGACCUCAAGGCCCGCUACUGGGUAGAACGAGAGUGCCUGAGAAAUUACAAUGAAAGGAAAGUGAGCGAGGACGCCACGGGCUGCUACUGGGUGGAGAAAGACAUCUGGGGGCGGAGGGAGGCUGAGAUCACGCUGGGAGAGGUGAUGCACGAAGCCGAAAAUGAUGGUGAAGAGACGUUCAUUGGGAGAGCAGAUCGCGAGAGGCCGUUAGCCGUGGAGUGUGGCGGUGGGCGGAGCAUGUGGCAGGGUGUGGGGUGGGAUUUACCCCCACAUCCCACCCACUACUGUCCUCUCGUCACACACGACAACACGUCCUACGGAGCUCCUCAUCAGGAUGUGUUGUGGAUGUAUACCGACUACCCCAGGGUGGAGUGGGCGGGUGUGGGCGGGAUUGGGCGGCAAGCUGGGGUCGACUCAGGUGGUUCUUGCCAGUCUGUGGGUAGCGGUGUGACCGCGCGGACCUCCCCAGCACCUGCCCUGCUGCACACCUCUGCCACACCUGCCCUGCUGCACACAUCUGCCACACCUGCUCAGCUGCACACCUCUGCCACACCUGCCCAGCUGCGUACACCUGCCCAGCUGCAGCACACCUCUGCCACACCUGCCCAGCUGCAGCACACCUCUGCCACACCUGCCCAGCUGCAGCACACCUCUGCCACACCUGCCCAGCUGCAGCACACCUCUGCCACACCUGCCCAGCUGUACACCUCUGCCACACCUGCCCAGCUGCACACCUCUGCCACACACAGGAAGAGACAACAUCGCACCAGAAAUGACAAGAAACGUCAGAAGCACGUCAAGAGCGCUCGAGGCAUGAAACUGUGGAGCAGGCCAGGCGGAGGAGGUCCGUGUGACCGCCUCACGCAGAGCGAGCUGGCGCCCGCCUCGGACCACCUGUUUGAGGGAGGAUGUGGCGAGGGCGACGGAUCUCUUGCGCCACACCAUCUCACCACGGCCGGGGGCGCCACACUCCCGGGCCACACCCACAGCCACACCCUCACCCAUAUUGACUACGAUAGCCUGAGAUCCGGAUGGCAGCAACAGCUGGAGCGACAGCCUUAUGGCUACUAUAACGGGACAAGUGGGCAGAUGGACGCGGUGCUAUGCCCCAGCAGUGUCAUGCUGUCAUGCCCCAGCAGUGCCAUGGUGCCAUGCCCCAGCAGUGCUAUGGUGCCAUACCCCAACAGUGUCAUGGUGCCAUACCCCAGUAAGACCCAGGUGAUAUACUCCAGCAGUCCCAUGGUGCCAUACUCCCACACCGCCCUGCUUGACGAAACUUCCCUGCAGAAGCAGGCGCGGCGGGAGCGGAGGUCAGUAGGCGUGGAUGGGAGGCGUGAUGAGGGGGCGUGGCUUGGGGGUCCUGGUGAGGGGGCGUGGCCAGAGGGGCCGGCCGAGGGGGCGUGGCCUAGGGGGCCGGGUGGCCAGGCGAGCGGAACAUGUGGAGCACUGGGCCAGGCGGGUUCUCAGCACUCAGUCUCAGCGCGCGCCUUGCCACGUGCACACGCGCGCUCACGCACCAGGCGCCCCGUCACAAGUGUACACAGUGAAAUUAGUGCUAACGGUAACACUUACAGCAGUGAUAUUAAUACAAAUAAGACGAGUGCAGGCAAGAGUGAACUAUGGCCGCCGUACGUGAACGGUGUUUGUGAGGGCGAGUGUACCUGUGUCAUGCCCUGCAAAGUGUCGGGCAUUCCUGUGUAUCAGGGGCGAGGGGCGGACUCUCCCCGCAGCCCUCGGGAGGAUGUGCCCGUCGCAGCCCCUGCUGGAGUGGCCGCUGGCAGAGGUCGGGGGUCCGGACGCCGAGCCGCAGGCAACAGGUCGUCGGCGACCCCUUCGAGUCGCUCCCCAGCACAGGUUGGUCGAAGGGGCAGCUUCGAUACCCCAGUGUCGGCUCGAGGCGGCGCUGGUGUGGAGGGGGGAGUGGAAAACCACCCGCGGCGGGCUUCGCUGCCAGGCCCAGGGGGCGCCCUUCCUCACACGGCUGCUGGGGGGACCUCUGGAGUCUCCUCCUACCGAGCAAGAACCUCUCCCUCCCCUUCCAAUCGUUCCCCUGCUCGCGGAAUCUCGCCGGGGCUGGGGGCUCGAGCUCCUUCCCCAGCAGCCCCAAGGAAGACCCCCACUGCGGUGCGACGCCGGGAACCGCAAGUAGACCCCCGCACGCCACCCUCCACACCUCUGUCUCGUCGGCCACCCCCGCGAGCCGUGUACCAGGUGAGGUUGUCUCCUGGCGCCUCCUCCAGGGACUCACCACCCCUGCACAGAGAGAAGCCUAACUCCAAGCUUCCCGUCAUGGCUUCAAAACCCAGCAAGACUGAAGCAUGUCAGGGCUCGCCUCGGGUCUUCCCUCCACGACCGACCCCAGGAAGACCCGCACUUGGACACCGAACUGGGAAAGACCCAAUUAAAGAUCGAAUAAACGAUGACAGCAAAGGUGUGGGACAGACAGGUAUCAAGGUAGACACUACACAUAAGCCCGUUUCCCUGUCUAUGUCCUCGGGCUUCCCCGGCUCUUCUGAGGCUGAAGAGAACAGCAGCACGGGUGGAGGAGACACUUCCCAGGACCUGAGCGGCGUGUCGGUCGCACCAGCCACCGAUACUGCUACUGACCGACAAAACAAGACAACCGGAAGAGCCCCGACUGGCUCACGGUGUAGCUCUGCGUCCUAUCUUUCCAGAACUCUUUCCCACCCAGAGAAGUCGCCAGGGUUGCUACGCCCAGGAGGCAACAGGCUGACAUCGUCAGCGUCACGACUCGCUACCUCCCGGUGUAACACAGGUGAUACUGCGAAAGUCAGCGACUCUAAACUGGAGCGGACGUUGAGUGUCAGCUCUUCACACCUCACGCCCAAGACGAGUCUCACUCGUACGUACUCUGGCCCCAAGAGCUCUUUAGCUUUUGGAGAUGGUGCUAACCGGGCCAGGAUCGUCAGAAGGGUCAUGAGCGGUAGUCGAACCAACCUCAGCAAGAAGAAAUCGAGCUCUAAGAAUGCAUUAGCUGUCGGUCGCCACAAUCUAUACAACCGAACCAAAUGUGGUUCUAAGAAUUCUUUGCUGGGCUCAAGGAACAAUCUAUUUAGAGCAAGUCUUGAUUCCCAGAGAACGGAAAGUACUACAGAUUCUGGCUGCAACUCCCCUCUUUACGGAAGUCAGUGUUCCCUGGAUGGGGAGCGGAGGGGCAGCAGUUCAUCCCCUUGUUCAAGCCUCGUCAGGAAGGUUGGAUCAAAUUCUUUAGCUUCAAUGAUAUCAAAAUCAAACGGUGAUAAAAUCAACAACGCAGAUAUAAAAACCACGGAAAACAAGGCAGAAUGUCCACCACCACCACCACCACGCUCGCCCAUAGAGACACCUGAUCGCCCACUUCUCCCUAGAGCCGACCCUGAUUCACACCCCGUAAUCAGGGAACCUGACGUCAUUACCAAGGAUGUGAUGAGAGUUUCAAAAAUUGGACGGUCAGUCGUCGAGGUAUGUGAUACUAUGGAUCACAAGGUUAAUAUUGUCCACGCUCAUUCUCUCAGUAGCAGUGAGUUACUGGACAGACGGAACAAGUCAUCAGUGUUGGUGAAGCGGUCGCUUAGUCUACAAUUUCCGAGUGGCUGUAAACCCUGCCCUCCUCCUAAACCAUCUUUGUGCGACAUUCGGGCCAGUAGCAGUUCACGAAUCACCUGUGAUGAAAGAAUCGAGGACGAAGGUAAAGAGAAUCGACCUCUACCUGGUAUUAAUGUCUCAUUUCUGUCCAUCUCGACCCGACAGCUUUCAAGAUGUGACAGUGUGAAGAGUCUCACGGGAGCCAACAAGAGGGACGCAGAGACUAAUAGAGACAAGAAAGAAGUUACCAAGGUCUCUAUCGUGGCAGAACCUAAAACAAUGGAGGAAAAGGGCAUUCAAGUCGAGGCCUCGAGCAGUGAGGAGGAGACAGAAGGCGAAUAUGACGACGACGACGAAGAAGACGAAGAAGAAGGGAAGGAGGAUGAGAGAAAUGAGAGCAGGUGUGGGACAAGUAAACAAAACGGUCCAGGUGAGGAAAUAUCGUCAAUUCAAUCUCAGGCUGGGGAUGACUACGCCAGAAGCCCCCCGGGAACACCCCAGCCCGGGCCCUUCGCGAUGAGGGAGGGGAGGGACUGCCAGUCUACUCUGAAGAGGGUGAGUAAGAACACCAUAGUUCACAUCUCCAGGGGGCACAAGACGCAAACAACUCGCAAAAUAGAAUGUCUGAGCGAAAUCGAGGAUAACCGGAGCAACGAAAAGAAAGUGAGUUUGGGGGACGGGGAAAACCACUUAAUUCAGCGUCUGGAGACCUCCUUAGCUGACAUAAUAGACUCCGCGGUGCUAAAAAACCUGAAAAUGAACGGAAAUAUUCUGUCGGACCAGUUUGACGCUAUCAUUGCUACGCUAAAGAAAGUAGCGGCGUCAGUGGACUCUGGUGAACCAGACUUCUCGCCAAUCAUCCGCAGAAACUCGGAAUGUGGGUUGAGGGCGGUGCCCAAGACGCUGUUGUCCCCCUCCACGCCCCUCACACGUUCCCCAAAACCCCUCACACCCACCUCCACGCCCCUCAUACGUUCCCCAACACCCCUCACCCCCACCUCCACGCCCCUCAUACGUUCCCCAACACCCCUCACACCCACCUCCACGCCCCUCAUACGUUCCCCAACACCCCUCACACCCACUUCUAUGUCAUCCUCCUCUUCCUCGUCCAUGAGUGCCGUGAGCCCCUCCACCCCUCGGACACCUCCAGCUAAAACACCACUGUCACUGUUUUCCAUCAACGAGGGCUAUCCUGGACAGGCGGGCACGGCCUCCGUCUUGCCUAGGGGCAGGAAGCUCUCCCUCUCGCGUGACUCCUUUCAAGACAACUCCCCCACCCUAGGGGACCUGGCUCGUAGGCUGCACGCUAACCCUAACCACCUCAGGGCCGACCAGGACUAUGUGGAUGUCGUAGACUUGGACCAACCUUACGUCAGCCCGGCGCCGAAAGGAGUGAGCACAAACGAACUAAUUAGAGAUGGAGCCUCAACAAAGGUUCACGGUAGGAAGAAUAGCACAGGGUCUCUGGGUCUCUCCUCCUGUGCGUCUCUUCUAAGAGACAACUCUUACUACGCAGAAGGACCCACCACCACGGCUAGUGUCACCAAUCUGAACUCCUCAGAAGAUUACAAAAAUACGUUUGCAUCUCAGCAGCAUUCGUUUAGGAAAGUUAACAGUACUUCCAACGUUAACGGUGCGGCUCCGAAUGGGUCACAUCGCUUGUUCCAGCGCCAUCUGUCGCUUUGCGGUCCCGACGAUGUCUAUGGAGAGAAUAGACUGCGCAAAAGCUUGUCUAAAAGUCGAGAGUUGCUGAGCCAAUUAGAGAAUGAAUACAAGAAAAUUAAGGGAGAUGAGAAUAAGAGUGCCCGCAAUUCUCUUGUCAUAGAUCAAAGUUGGCUUGACAAAGACUUCGAUGAACUUCUCCAGACACUGUCUAAAGACAAGACAAUCCAUUCGGAUCCCCAUGAGGCACUAGCCUUCCUAACGAACAACAAUGUCAACACCACCGCUUCAACCGCCUUUACUAACAAGAAUGACAAGUGGAGGACCUGCAAGAAAGACAUACCACCUCUGCCGCUAGCUGACAGUCCGAGUGCGAGGCGCCACCAGAGUCAAGUAGGAUCUGAGGGUCGCCAUAUCUUCUCGUUCUUCCAAAAGAAAGGUCGGAGUCAAUCACUCUCCGGCACGGAAGCGAUCAAGAUAACUCUGCCCGCAACACCGGAGAACGGGCCCCAGGGAGCCCUGCACCGGGAUACUACCGCCCCGGGGCCGCGGAGGGUCACUUACGAGAGCGCGACGUUAGAUCGUCCUGGACGAACUAACCGAAGUAACAGCAUCCCGUCGGCGUCGCCACAGGCCUUCGCCGGGACUGCGUUACCGCCCGAACUCGUUGGUAUCUUCAAGAGUCGGAGCAAAUCCCUGUCCAAACCCGUUGGUACAGAAAGCCAGGUGGAGAACCAGACGGAGGAUCGGGUGAAGGACGCAGGAGAGGAGAUGCGUGACGAGGACGAGGACGAACCAGCGAAACAGAUGCGCUCUCUCUCCCUGCCCAAGUCCUUCCUCUCUGACAAAUACGGACUGACCGGCUUCAAGGCUGCCCUCCCAAGCGUGAUCUUCCCGUGGAGGCGAGGAGAGCAGAGCCGGGGGUCAGGCCGGAGGAGCCCCUCCCCGAGCGACACGCCCUCCCUGGCACCCUCCCCUCGCAGCACCCCGACCCCACCCCUCCACCCCACCAAUGGACCCCAGAACCUCUCCGCCGCCGACCCCAAGCGAAAAGUAAGUACUGAUGCCGUUUUCUGUGUGCCUUUAUUGACCUUGAGAUGA
Messenger RNA from Procambarus clarkii (red swamp crayfish), 8259 nucleotides. RefSeq lists its product as uncharacterized. Lineage: Eukaryota; Metazoa; Arthropoda; Malacostraca; Decapoda; Cambaridae. The record is from RefSeq and is a predicted model, not a curated record.